AUGAGCAAAGAGAAAUUUGAGUUCCAGGGAAUGCUGGAGGCAGAAGAAGAGGAGAAAAUGAAUGUGAUUGAAUUUAUCAAAUCAAUGGAUCAGCUCAAACUGGAUGCGGGGAAAGAAUUGGAAAAAAUGUAAGAUAUUAUAAAAAAAUAAAAUAAAAAAUCCAAAAAAAUUUUUUUUGGACUUUUUAGCGUUUCUUUUGCAGUUCAAAUCGAGAUAUAAGACGUUUUGAAAGGCUUAAUUAGGAGAGAUACGGUAGAGAAAGACUUGACCCAAUCUAGUCAGACUUGACCCACAGUAAGACCGUUAGAGAAAAACAGUUUUUUAGGACUAUAUUAAGAGUCUCACAUGUUCUAGAGAAAAUUUUAAUCUUAAUUUAUGCCGAUUUUCAUCCAAAUCUGAUGAUUUUUUGGAGUUUUUUUGAUCUUUUUUCAUUUCUCUGUUUGUUCGAAUUUUUCCAACAAAAGGUUGGCUCAAAUUUCUUGCCAUUCAUUCUCAUCGGUCUCCACCAACAGACCUUUGCCCAGGACCCGCUGAUUUGCACUAUAAAUGAAUGUAAAUUCUCUAUGGAAACCGGUUGGUAAUCGAAUAACCGGCUUCGGCCGGUGCCCCGGACGGCCUUCGGGGGGCCGAAUGUCACAGUUUUGGGCGGCGGGCGGGUUUGCAAAUGAUUUUCGGUUGAGCAAUCCUGACUUUCCGAGGCUUUUCACUCAUUUCGAAAAGUUCUGAGAGCUUUUUUGCCAUGAGUGAAAUAAAUUUUUCCAAUUUUUUCAUUUUUUAGUUAUAAAUUUGGAUUGUUUUGGCGGAAAAAAGGUGUUGAGAGGUAAUGUCCAGCCGUCUAGUUGAGUAGUAAUCAUUUUUAUUUCCGAAAUUACUGUAAGUCACUAGUCUUUUUUGGCAAAAACAGCUGUUCCAGCGUUUUAAGGCGCUUUCGUUAACAUUUGAUGACUUUGAGAGGCUUAAAACUACUCCGUAUGCCUUUGAAGACCUGUCCUUUUCGGUUGGCCGCUUAUUUUACCGAUCCAGAUGAUUUGAAAAUUCAAAAGUUCAAGUUUCCCGCCAUCCUUGGCAUUCUGUUCCAAUGGCUUGGAUAGCAGUCCAAAGGCGAAAAAUUAAUAAAAAUGCAGUCUAGAAAUGUUUUGGAGUAGUUAGUAAAUUUUUUGAUUAAGUUUAAAAGCAUUUUCAGAUAUUAAAAUGCCUUUAAUUAUGUUAUCCAUAACAAAUUUGGUCUAUUUUUGGGAUUUUCGAAAUUAUUCUUGACGGAUUUGAUAUAAUAAGUGUUAAGAAAGUAUAUAAAUGUUCAGAAGUUUAGAUAUGUCGUAUUUUACCUCUAUUCAUUUCUCAUCUUCAUCCGUUUUCAGGCCAUUAUCGGAGCUGAGAGCCCUCAAAAACGAGAAAGAAAUGAAUGGCCCUAGGCGAUUGCUGCAACGCCGGAGCCGCGAACAGUCCCCAUCCAAGUCGGACGAAGCCGCCAAUUCGACGGUUUGGCGCAAAAAUUCGGCCGAAGUGAAGACGUCGCUGCGGAAGAUGGCCUUCAAGAAUAAUCGACAGGAAACCUUUCAUUCGUUGGCCAUGUGCAGCGAUAAUGUGGAAAUGGUGAGGAAACGUUUGUUAAAGGUUCAGAAUAAGUUAAAGUAUUUUUUAAAAUACGCAGUAUACCUCAUAGCUUUGAUAUAGGGGAUUUAUGAGAUGAAAAUUAUAUUAUCCAUGGUGAGCUGAGCUGAUCAUUUGUUGGCCAAAAAUUUCUUAUUUUGAUACCUAAAGGGAUUCAAAUUUUGGUGCUAACAUAGAGUGUAUACAACAGACUCUAUAGAUCUGUCCUCAAUUUGGCUUGCUUUCGUCGUUAGCAAUGAUGGCGGUCAAAAUUAUAUUACCCAUACUAUCAUGUGUUUUUGUCCCAAAACACAAUUUUUUGCCCUUAAACUUAACCAAAACCGUCCGGUUUGCACAGAUAAGGCUAUUAUAUAUCGUGCAGACAAUAAUUUUGUGCACGAGUUUGCAUGGUUCAGACGUUGAGAUCAAAUUAUAUUACACAUCAGGAUUUGAUGACUUUUGGUAAGAAAGUGAAUUUGCUAGGAUUGGACUGAACUAACAUCAUGUUUGAGAUAUUGGCUAUGUACUAGGUGUCAUUAUAAUAUCACUCUGCCCAUAAUCUUGCCUGGUUCAGAUCUAAUUUAUCAAAUUUGUAUUAUCUAUGACCAUCUGAUGGUUUUUUGGGAAAAAUAUGCAAUUUGAUAUUAAAAUAUGUCUAUGACUAGAUCCAGAAUAACCCUCAAGGCUUUACCGAUCAGUUUACACGCCAAAACCCCUUUCAUAAUCAAGUAGUACACUAAAUUCACCUUCAUUUCAGUGCAUGGACACGGCGAACUCGUCUUCGGCCGCGUCCCUCAACGAAGACAUCAUGCGGAUGCCUUUUGUCGAAGCGGGUCGGGUCUCUCAAAGCGGUCGGUCCUCGGAUUCGGCGCCUUCUCCCCCAAACACGGCGUCCAAGGCGAAGGACCCGUCGAAGAGACGAGUGUUGCACACAAUCGAACAGCCGGACGGGUCAACUGUUGCCUUCUGCACGGAGAUUGCGGAGAGCGCGAAGAAAGCGCAGGAAAAGAAGAAAUAA
Bursaphelenchus xylophilus (pine wood nematode) is the source of this 2608-nucleotide messenger RNA. NCBI's taxonomy places the organism in Eukaryota, Metazoa, Nematoda, Chromadorea, Rhabditida, Aphelenchoididae. The record is from the annotation of a GenBank genome assembly.